CGAACUUUGGACCAACGACUUAGUAUACAUUUUAGAGAUUUAUACAUCUAUUAUCUAUGUUAGUUUAAUCAAUGUGCAAGGGUGCUGAAAACUGAUCCAGAAUUCAUUAGUAUUUGGUUUAAUAAAUUUUGUAGCAAAAAUGCGUAUCUCUCAAAUGUUACUAAGGUUUAAACUUCCAAAUGGGCAUAUUUUUAGAGGAAAGUAUCGCCUUGUUAAACCAGUGAGUAACCGAUCAUUAGAAACUUUGCGGAAAGAUUAUGAACGAGAAGAACAAAACAUGUUCUAUUUGAGGCAUCCGUACCUCACAGAGGAACAAUCUGCAGGACAUGCAAAGGCUUUAGGAAAGACGACUUCUAAAAUUGAACUCUGGAAUAAUACUAAACGUUUACAUUUUAAAGAUCAUGUUAGGAUAGAAGAUCGAUUGAAUCAUUUAAAGGUUUCAGAAGCAUGGGAGUGAAGCUAAUACUUAGUUACAUUAUAUAGCAAUUUAGUACAAAUGUUUUGAUUUAUCUGAAAUAUAUUCUAAUGA
Messenger RNA from Ctenocephalides felis (cat flea), 529 nucleotides. Its product is annotated as ribosomal protein 63, mitochondrial. Gene Ontology annotation, biological process: mitochondrial translation. Bases 140 to 457 code for a protein of 105 amino acids. The record is from RefSeq and is a predicted model, not a curated record. Gene Ontology annotation, molecular function: structural constituent of ribosome. The transcript has 3 exons. Gene Ontology annotation, cellular component: mitochondrial ribosome. Lineage: Eukaryota; Metazoa; Arthropoda; Insecta; Siphonaptera; Pulicidae.